AUGGCGAUUCCCUCUUCUUCUCCAUCACAAUCUGUGAAAUCAACACUAAUAUGUCCUUGGUCUUUUCUGGAUCUUUCUUAUGAUACAAGUAAUGUUGUCUCAACACAAGACAAUAUUAUAAACCCUAAUGACAAUAUUGUAAAUCCUAAUGUCAAUGUUUCUGCUUCUGAGAAUGUUAAGCGUAAAUCUUAUGCUAUUAUGGUUUCGUCUUUUAAAUCGUUAGAUUUUGAUUCAUCCAAGCUGGCCAAACCUUGCUUCAAUGGAUCUCAUAUUUCAAUUCGUAUAUCUGAGGAUGAAUAUCAACUGGGGGUGCAAGAUUAUAAAAACUGUUUAAUUGGUAAAGGUUUCUUCUACUUCAAGUUUUCUUGUGAGGAAGAUGUCACCUAUGUUCGUUCUGCAGGACCAUGUAAUAUCAAGCCUGGAAUUUUUCAUUUUCGUCAUGAGGAAAGCUCCUGUAAGAAGAAGAAACAAAAAGAAACGAAUGUUAAUGAGCCGAGCAAGGAUGCUGAUAAUUAUAAGAAAUCUCAUUCAGCAACUACAGGUGAUACUAAUGGUGUCAUUCCAUCUAGUACUCCCUCGGUAGUACCGGAGAUAACUGCUAGCAUUGUUGAAGUUGCACAGUCUAAUGGUAAUGAGUAUAUCCCAGCCUCUUUUAAUAAUAUUGAUAAAUUUGUUGCAAAGGUGGGUGUUAUUAAUGGAACAGUUGAAGUUACUAUGCCAUGUAAUACUGAGACUCACUUAGGAAUGAAUGUGUUAAAUGUAUCUGGUGUUGAUACUUCACCAAAUAAUGAUGUUGAAAACUCUGAAAUUCUCCUAUCUCACCAACAAGAAGAUAAUGCAGAUGAUGCUAUUAGCGCUGAUACUCUUGAAGAUGAGAAUGCUUGCGCUUUUGAAGCAGUUCUUACGAAAUCUCAGAAAAAACAGGCUAGUGAAAAAGCUAAGAAAGCUUUAGAGACAGUUAAUGAUAGAGGGGCUCAACAGUCGAAUUUACGGCGUCUAUGUGCUAGUCAUAUUAAUGUUUCGGUGGUGUCCAAUUCCAUGCAGAUGAUUUCUUGUGAAGCACGCUUGGGUGACAUGAAAUAUUACAUUGUUGGUGUUUAUGCGUCCACUUCUUAUCUCACUCGUAGAGAUUUGUGGUUGAGCCUGACGGAUAUGAUAGCUAACCUUCCUGGUCCUUGGUGCAUCAUUGGUGAUUUUAAUGCAGUUCUAAGUGCUCAUGAAAAAUGCAGUGGUCCUCCUCCUACUAAAGCCUCUUGUGAUGAUUUCUUGGCCUUUUCGGAGACGAAUGAUCUUCAUCACCUAGAUACUAGAGGUGCUUCCUACACCUGGACUAAUAGUCGUAAAGGCAGACAUCAUACCGAGCUUCGACUAGAUAAAGUUAUUUGUAGUGAACAAUGGCUUUUAUCCUGGGAUUCUUCGUUGUGCAUUACUCUUGCUCGUAAAAUUGCUGAUGAGGGUUACUCAGAUGAGCUGCACUUUGUAGAAGUUGAAGCUUCAAAUAAACUUGUUGAUUCUCUUAAAACUCAGAAAGACUUUUGGAGAGAUAAAUCUAGGCUCAACUGGGUGAAGGACGGUGAUGCUUGCACUAAAAUUUUCAGCACUUAUGCGAAAAUUAGAGCUGCUACUAAUAAACUUACUCAUCUUAAGGAUGAUGGGGAUAUGUAUGUUGGUAACACUGUGAGCCCCUCUACUGAUUUUAUUUCCAUAAAUAUUCAAAGUACGCUGCCUCAAGCUGAGAAUAAUUUUCUCACUGCCAUGCCUGAUGUGGUUGAAAUUAAAGAUGUUGUGGAUGACAUGAAUGCUAAUGGAGCUCCUGGACCGGAUUGUUUUAGUGGUAUCUUUUUCACUUCUUUCUGGGAUAUAGUGGGUACUGAUGUGAUGAAUUCAGUACAAUUUUUAUUUCAAAAUGGUUGGCUCAUUCCUAAUGCGAACCCUAGUCAUCAAAGAGCUUUUCUUAAGGACAUAAGUAUUUUCGACUGUAUUGGCAUUACUUCUGAGGCUAUCAAUAUGCUUGACUACAAGACUUUUGGAGGAAACCUUGCUCUCAAAUUUGAUAUUCGUAAAGCUUUUGAUACUCUUAAUUGGGAGUUUCUUCUUCAAUCGCUGGUGGGAUAUGGAUUCUGUGAGAAAUUUGUAGGGUGGAUUCAUACUAUCCUUCAUUCAGCUAAGCUAUCUAUUGUGGUAAAUGACAAGGCUAUGGGUUACUUUGGGUGCACUAGAGGAGUCCGUCAGGGCGACCCUUUAUCUCCUAUUCUUUUUUGUUUGGCUGAAGAUGUCUUAAGUUGUGCAAUUGCUAAUGCUUUUACGCAAGGUCUAGUACAUCACAUCUCCUCUCCAAGAGGUACGAAUGCUCCUUCUCAUGUUCUUUAUGCAGAUGACAUCAUGGUUUUUUGCAAAGGUACUAAGCGAGAUGUGCAAGCUCUGAUGAACAUUUUUGAAGAAUACGGUCAGAAUUCUCGUCAGUUUAUUAGUGCAUCUAAAUGCACGAUCUAUUCAAGUAAGCACAUUUAUAAUAGAUUCUCUAAUAUUGUUGCUUCUUAUAAUAUCACGAUGGGUACUCUCCCUUUUCGUUAUCUUGGAGUUCCAAUUUUUCAAGGUAGACUUAUCAUUUUAAUGAGAUUAUGGACAAAAUUAAGAUCAAAUUUGCGGCUUGGAAGGUGGAUUCGUAAUUUUGUGUGGUCUGGUUAUAUUAACACGACUCAUCACAAUGUUGUGGCUUGGGACAUAGUAUGUCUACCUGAAGAGGAAGGUGGUAUUGGCAUUAAAUCUAUGAGACGUAUGAAUGACGAUGCUAUUAUGAAAAUGACAUGGAAGUCGAUGACUGAAAAUUCAGAUUUUGGUAGCUUUAUCAAAGCUCGUUUUAGAGGCGUUGCUUAUAAAAAAUCUUCUGUCUGGCAUGGGUUUAAAGAACAAUGGAGUAUCAUUAAAGAGAAUUUGAUCUGA
Molecule: messenger RNA, 2943 nt
Organism: Papaver somniferum (opium poppy)
Lineage: Eukaryota; Viridiplantae; Streptophyta; Magnoliopsida; Ranunculales; Papaveraceae
Exons: 8
Coding region: 1-2943 (980 amino acids)
Source: RefSeq, a predicted model, not a curated record